AACCAUUACAACAACUACUACUAUUCAUCAUUAUUCGAUUUUAUAUUAAUGAAAACACAAGAUAUCGUCAAAUAAUACCUGGAGAAAAGAAAUAAAAUAAAAUAAAAAUAAUUUAUACGAAAUACAUAUAAUUAACAUAUUGUAAACUAACAACAAGAACAGCAACAACAAGAACACCAGCAAUAACAGCAACUACAGUAGGUUUUCAAUUUAAACGAAACUACAAAAUAAGAAGAAGAAGGAGAAGUAAGGAGAGAAACGGGUUGAAAAAAGCAGAAUAGAAAUCGUCGAUCAGCACAAACAUCUUAAACACAAGAACAACAGAAAAAAUGUCAUCGGGAACAUUUGUUGAUCGAAUCGAUCCAUUCGCCAAACGUUCAUUGAAAAAGAAAAGUAAAAAGAGUCAAGGUUCCUCACGCUAUAGAAAUUCACAGGAUGUGGAAUUGCAACAAUUGCCACCACUGAAAGCCGAUUGUUCAAGUUUGGAACAAGAAGAAUUAUUUAUUCGCAAAUUGCGUCAGUGUUGCGUAUCAUUUGAUUUUAUGGAUCCUGUGACUGAUUUGAAGGGCAAAGAAAUCAAACGUGCCGCCCUAAAUGAUUUAUCCACCUACAUAACACAUGGACGAGGCGUACUUACAGAAGCUGUGUAUCCUGAAAUUAUACGUAUGAUUUCAUUAAAUUUGUUUCGUACAUUGCCGCCAAGUGAGAAUCCAGAUUUUGAUCCAGAAGAGGAUGAUCCCACUUUAGAGGCCUCCUGGCCACACCUACAGUUGGUGUAUGAGGUGUUUUUAAGAUUUUUAGAAUCGCAAGAUUUUCAAGCGACCAUAGGAAAACGUGUUAUUGAUCAAAAGUUUGUUUUACAGCUUUUGGAACUAUUCGAUUCUGAAGAUCCACGUGAACGUGAUUUUUUGAAAACUGUUUUGCAUCGUAUUUAUGGAAAAUUUUUAGGUUUACGAGCAUUUAUAAGAAAGCAAAUCAAUAAUAUUUUUUUGCGUUUUAUUUACGAAACGGAGCAUUUUAACGGUGUCGGUGAAUUGUUGGAAAUUCUUGGAAGCAUUAUUAAUGGUUUCGCUCUACCAUUGAAGGCCGAACACAAACAGUUUUUAGUUAAGGUUUUGCUUCCUUUGCACAAAGUUAAAUGUCUGUCACUGUAUCACGCUCAGUUGGCCUAUUGUAUUGUACAAUUUCUCGAAAAAGAUCCAUUCUUAACGGAACCAGUCGUACGGGGUCUUUUGAAAUUCUGGCCAAAGACUUGUUCGCAAAAGGAAGUUAUGUUUUUGGGUGAAAUUGAGGAAAUACUCGAUGUAAUCGAUCCACCACAAUUUGUUAAAAUCCAAGAACCUCUAUUUCGUCAAAUCGCCAAAUGUGUAUCGAGUCCACAUUUCCAGGUUGCUGAACGUGCUCUGUAUCUGUGGAACAAUGAAUAUGCUAUGUCCUUAAUUGAAGAAAAUAAUGCUGUCAUAAUGCCCAUCAUGUUUCCGGCAUUGUAUCGCAUUAGUAAAGAACACUGGAACCAGACAAUUGUGGCUUUAGUUUACAAUGUUUUGAAGACUUUUAUGGAAAUGAAUUCGAAAUUGUUCGAUGAACUUACCUCUAGCUAUAAAGCGGAAAGGCAAAAAGAAAAGAAACGCGAAAGAGAUCGUGAGGAAUUGUGGAAGAAAUUACACGAAUUAGAGCUCAAUCGUACAAAGAGCAUUCAGGGAGGCAACUCUAAUAAUUCAACAAACGCUAGUGGUGCCUCAACGUCAGGAGGUGGCAACUCCAAUGCCAACAAUAGUCAACAACAGAACACAAAUUCGCAACAAUCGAACAGUACCGCAACAGAUCAUAAAUUCGCAGCUGGUGCUAGUGGCGAUAAUAAAACGGUAAAUGCGCCAACAGCAGCUACAGCGAAUGCCGGUGCCGCUAAUCCUUUUGCCAAAAUCAAAGCUGAAAAAGUUGAAAAUUAAUUUUCAACAUUUAAAUUAUAAUUAAAACCACCACCAGGAGUAGCAGACGCUGCCGCUAGCGCCGCCGCAUCAGCAGUAGUAGAAGCAGCAGCCAACACAAUAAUAAGAUCAAGAACAACAAACACAACAUCAAACACCAUAAGAAAACUUAAGGCAGACAAAAAGAUCAGGAAAUACAAAUAUUACUAUCCGUAUUAAAAAUUAUAAAUAAUUUAUAAAAAAACAAACAAACAAAAAUUGUUAGAAAACUAAACAAAAAGAAAGAACAAGUUCAAGCAAAAUUUGCUAAAAGAAAGAAACCUAAAAAAAUCAACAUCUAGAGCGUAGAGCGCCUGAUACCGAGAAAUUAAAAAAAAAAUAUAAAAAUAAAAUAUUUAAACUAAAAACAUAAAUCUAUAUAUAAAUUUAAACAAAAACAAAAGAAACGAGCUAAACACGCGAGGACAGGUCGAUAUAAAGUUGAAGUCGAAGAAGCAGAAGAAGAAGAAGAAAAAGAAGAGGAAACUGAAACAGAAAAUAUAUAAUAAAAUGAAAAGAAAUUUAGAAAUGGAAAUGGUAGAAUUAAAAUAAAAAAGAAUGCGUUAUGAGCAACUCUAAUAUCUAUGAUUUAACUUAUGCCUAUUUAAUUAUUAAUUAAAAA
Lucilia cuprina (Australian sheep blowfly) is the source of this 2589-nucleotide messenger RNA. It is a transcript of the gene wdb, whose product is annotated as serine/threonine-protein phosphatase 2A 56 kDa regulatory subunit epsilon isoform. Gene Ontology annotation, molecular function: protein phosphatase activator activity. Bases 330 to 1949 code for a protein of 539 amino acids. The record is from RefSeq and is a predicted model, not a curated record. The transcript is spliced from 8 exons. Gene Ontology annotation, cellular component: protein phosphatase type 2A complex; nucleus; cytosol. NCBI's taxonomy places the organism in Eukaryota, Metazoa, Arthropoda, Insecta, Diptera, Calliphoridae. Gene Ontology annotation, biological process: protein dephosphorylation; signal transduction.